CUGGGAGUUGACUACAUGCACGAAAGGAGAAUACUUCAUAGGGACCUAAAAGCAAAGAAUAUCUUUUUGAAAAAUAACCUACUUAAAAUUGGGGAUUUUGGAGUUUCACGACUUUUAAUGGGAUCGUGUGACCUGGCCACGACAUUCACCGGGACGCCUUACUACAUGAGCCCAGAAGCGCUGAAACAUCAAGGUUAUGACACCAAGUCUGACAUUUGGUCACUGGCAUGCAUUUUGUAUGAACUCUGCUGCUUGAAUCAUGCUUUUACUGGUCACAAUUUCUUGUCUAUUGUUUUAAAAAUUGUUGAAGGCGAAACACCUUCUCUUCCUCCAAGAUAUCCACAGGAACUGAAUGCCAUCAUGCAAAGCAUGUUGAACAAGAGUCCUUCACUGAGACCGUCAGCGAUAGAAAUUUUAAAAAUCCCUUACCUCGAUGAACAACUAAAGCUCAUGAUGUGUAAAUAUUCCAACGUGACUCUGGAAGACAAGAACUUGAACUGUCAGAUGGAAUCAGCUCAUCUCAUUAAUGCCAUGCAGAGGAAGAUCCAUCUGCAAACCCUGCGGGAGCUGUCUGAAGUACAGAAAAUGACUCCGCGAGAGAGGAUGAGACUAAGGAAGCUCCAUGCGGCUGAUGAGAAAGAAAAGAAGCUAAAGAAAUUAGCUGAAGAAAAAUAUGAGGAGAACACCAAGAGAAUGCAGGAACUGCGAUCCCGGAAUGUUCCGCAGUCGAGCAUCGAGGCGCUCCGGGAAUCUGAUGAACAGGCUUCAGGACACCUGACUGAAUCUGAGCCAAAUGAAGAAGAGAUGCUAGCGGAGCUUUCCCUGACUUAUUCUCAGCCAGUCGCCUCCCAGAGCUCUGCAGGACAGGAGCCAAACCAAGAGGAAGCUUCAGUCCCACCGUCCACAUAUGAACUGGAGGAUCAUGGAUCCUCACCCCGUCCUUACGUCCGGGGAACAGUGACCAGACUCUGCACAGAGCAGGCAUUUUCUUCUAUGAAGUGGAAUUAUGACUUCAUCUUCCGAAAGGAGGAAGAUGAGCUUGUGAGCCAGCUGGGGUUCCUCUUCUUUGUAGAACCUGGGACCAUCGCUUCCCUCUUGUACCCCGGCUUAUGGGCAAGCCGCAGAGCUCUGCGGGGCUUUCCACAGGCACCAUCCCAAGGCGGUCGUGAAGCUGCCCACAAGGAAUCUCGUGCUGCCCGUCUGGGUGGCCAAAGCACCAAGGCAAGAGCUCAGAUCCCAGAAGAUCCCUUAGAAGCUGAAGAGUAUUACAUGGAGGUCUUUGAUUCCUGUUCUGACUCAAAGGAGGAAGAAGUGGUGGAGGAGGUGGUGGAGGAGGUGGAGGAGGAGGAGCUGGAGGAGGAAAAAGCAGAGAGCACAUAUAGAACCAGUCAUCAGGACAGUGACAUUGAGGCAUUGGUCAGGUGUUUGGAAAACGUCCUGGGAGGCAGCUCACUAGGUACGAGGACGGUCACCAGUUCAGCUCCAGUCUUGACGCAAGGACCAAGUCCUUUUAACAACACUGAGUCUGAAACCAAGAUGAAACUCAUGAGAGAAUCGGCCAUUCAGAAGUUGGGCUUAGAAGUAUUUGACACUGUCUACAGCUACCUCAAGAAGGCCAGGAGGCAGGAUGCCAGUGAAGAAGAGAUCAGGGAGUCCCUGGAGAAGGUGGUACCACGAGCCAGUGACUGUUUUGAGGUGGACCAGCUCAUCUACUUUGAAGAACAGUUACUUAAAACAACAAGGGAAGAUUCUGGGCUCCAGAAUCAUCUUUAA
Gracilinanus agilis (Agile Gracile Mouse Opossum) is the source of this 1773-nucleotide messenger RNA. RefSeq names its product NIMA related kinase 11 (gene NEK11). The transcript has 16 exons. The coding region runs from base 16 to 1773 and encodes 585 amino acids. Gene Ontology annotation, biological process: protein phosphorylation. The record is from RefSeq and is a predicted model, not a curated record. Gene Ontology annotation, molecular function: protein kinase activity; ATP binding. NCBI's taxonomy places the organism in Eukaryota, Metazoa, Chordata, Mammalia, Didelphimorphia, Didelphidae.